AUGGAGGUUCUGCAGCACCUACAAACGGUGUGUUUUGCCAUUAAUUGGCAAAAGAGCGCCCUGGAGUACUGGGGAAACCCUCAGACCCUGUCUUCCGGGGUUCCCCUGGGCAGAGUGACGUCAUAUGUGACGGUGUACAUGGACGCGUCCCUCACUGGCUGGGGGGGAAUGUGCGAGUCACAGGUGGUGGGAGGGGUCUGGCCUCCUCCCCCUCUCCCUCACAUAAACUGCCUGGAGCUGUCCACGGUGCUGAAGGUGUUGAAACACUUUACACCAAUGGUGACAGGGAGACAUGUCGUCGUGCGGACAGACAACAUCACGGCGGCAGCAUUCAUAAACCGCCAGGGCGGCAUACGCUCAGCCCGGCUGCUGGAAAUAGCCAGAUGCCUCCUGCUAUGGGCGCACAGCCACCUGCUGUCCCUCAAAGCAGUAUAUAUCCCUGGGAUUUUGAACCGGGCGGCCGACUUGAUGUCGAGGGGGGGGCCCUCCCACAACGAGUGGAGAUUGAAUCCCACUAUCGUUCAAAUGUUAUGGAGCAGUUUCGGGGAAGCGGAAGUGGAUCUGUUCGCUUCACGAGAAAACACACAGUGCACACUGUGGUUUUCCUUGAGCGCGCGGGACAAUCCUCCCCUCGGCGUAGACGCCUGCUCCCACAAACCAUGGCCGAAAACCCUCCUUUAUGCUUUUCCCCCGGUCCCUCUGAUCCCUCGCCUCCUGGAGCGCGUCCAGGAGGAGAAUCUGUUAAUUGUUCUGGUGGCACCGGAGCGCACAAGCGCGUCCUGGUUCCCAACCCUCAAUCAGCUGCUGGUAACUCCCCCCCGGCAGAUUCCGUGGCGGUGA
Messenger RNA from Etheostoma cragini (Arkansas darter), 840 nucleotides. RefSeq lists its product as uncharacterized. The transcript has a single exon. Lineage: Eukaryota; Metazoa; Chordata; Actinopteri; Perciformes; Percidae. The record is from RefSeq and is a predicted model, not a curated record. Bases 1 to 840 code for a protein of 279 amino acids.